This is a messenger RNA of Pungitius pungitius (ninespine stickleback), 534 nucleotides long. RefSeq names its product gamma-crystallin M2-like. The coding region runs from base 1 to 534 and encodes 177 amino acids. Gene Ontology annotation, biological process: visual perception; lens development in camera-type eye. The record is from RefSeq and is a predicted model, not a curated record. The transcript has 3 exons. NCBI's taxonomy places the organism in Eukaryota, Metazoa, Chordata, Actinopteri, Perciformes, Gasterosteidae. Gene Ontology annotation, molecular function: structural constituent of eye lens.
AUGACCAUGGGGAAGAUCGUAUUUUACGAGGACAGGAACUUCCAGGGGCGCUCCCACGAGUGCAGCAGCGACAGCGCCGACCUGCACUCCUACUUCAACAGGUGCAACUCCAUCCGGGUGGAGAACGGCUGCUUCAUGGUCUACGAGAGGCCCAACUUCAUGGGCAACCAGUACUACCUGCGGAGGGGCGAGUACGCCGACAACCAGCGCCUGAUCGGCAUGAACGACUGCGUCCGAUCCUGCCGGAUGAUCCCUCAGCACCGCGGCGCCUACCGGGUGAGGCUCUACGAGCGCUCCGACAUGUCCGGCCAAAUGCACGAGCUGGUGGACGACUGCCCAAACGUCCAGGACCACCUCAGCAUGUCCGACUUCAACUCCUGCAACGUGAUGGACGGCCACUGGCUGCUGUACGACCAGCCCAACUACAAGGGCAAGGCGUACUACCUGAGGCCCGGGGAGUACAGGAAGUACAGCGACUGGGGAGGCGUCAGCCCGAGGGUCGGCUCCAUCAGGAGGAUCACUGACCUCAACUGA